GAAUCUGAAAGUAAGAGCAACUUGGAAAACUCUUUUCAAUCACAGCCACAACGACAAUUUCCACUCUGAUUUAUUCUAAACGUGUCAUCUGCUACCCAAUGCCUCAAAACCAGAGAACACCACCAUGGAUCAAAAUCAAAAUCCCACAUAAUUAACCCAGAAAGAAUUCCUUGUUGGAUUAUUAACAUCAAUAAAAAAAAAAAACCAUCAUCUAUUACAGCAACUUCUCUUUCUAGCCAUUUCUCAGAGUUCUCUCACUUUCACUUUCCAACGUUUUCCCAAAAAAAGGCCAAGAAUGUCACUCAAAACUUUGGCAUGUUAUGUUCGAUGAAUCUUAAAUAACAGAAAUAGAGGGUUGCUUUAAGGUGAUGAAAAGUUCUUGGCAAUUGAAGGGACUAAGAUGAGCUUUAAGAAGAAGGCAAUCCAAGAAGAAGUAAUAAUAACAGAGGAAGAAGAAGAUCAAGAUCCCAUGCAACAGAGGCCAUGGAUGACGUACCUGGCUCUGUGGGAACCAGUGCUAGCUUCUCUUUGAGAUUGGCCCAAACAAUCUUCUCUUGUGCUUCUCUUUUUUUCAUGUCUUUGGGUGUUCAAUUCUACAGCUACACUGCCUUCUGCUACCUGGUUACCAUCAUGGGUUUGGCGAUUCCAUGGAGUUUCACAUUAGCAAUUGUUGAUGGAUACUCUGUUUUGGUUAAAUGCCCUAUCCGGCAGCCUGGAAUACUGCUGCUUGUUGUCAUCGGAGAUUGGGUUUUAUCUAUUCUUAUUCUAGCUGCUGCAUGCUCAACGGCUAGUGUUGUGGAUCUCCUGCUCCAUGCAGAUAGAUCAUUUUGCCCUCCAAGGGUUUGCAGUAGAUAUCAAAUAUCUGCUGCAAUGGCAUUUUUGUCUUGGUUUUCAUCCAUGGCCUCAUCUCUGUUCAAUCUCUGGUUGCUGCCCUCAUUGUGAUUUUCAGGAUGGCUUUUACUGCACCCAUUUGCCAAACUUUGGACAUUGUUUUUGGUUAUUCCAAAUCAAAGUUUUGUUCAUUACUAGUGUGUAAAUUCUGAAAGCUUUUGAAUACAAAAUGUACAGUUUGAAAGUGGCUGAAUGCAUAGCGUUAAAAAGCUUUUAAUCAAAUAGUACAGUUUGGCUUAUACCCACUGA
Manihot esculenta (cassava) is the source of this 1140-nucleotide messenger RNA. RefSeq names its product CASP-like protein 5C1. The transcript has 3 exons. Gene Ontology annotation, cellular component: membrane. Lineage: Eukaryota; Viridiplantae; Streptophyta; Magnoliopsida; Malpighiales; Euphorbiaceae. The record is from RefSeq and is a predicted model, not a curated record. The coding region runs from base 484 to 942 and encodes 152 amino acids.